UUUGCUUCUGCGGCCAUCGCUGGAUCGCAGCCGCCAAAAUGAAGUUCAAUCCCUUCGUGCCUUCUGACCGAAGCAAGAACCGCAAACGGCAUUUCAGUGCACCUUCUCACAUUCGGAGGAAGAUCAUGUCUUCCCCUCUUUCCAAAGAGCUGAGACAGAAGUACAAUGUUCCAUCUAUGCCCAUUCAAAAGGAUGAUGAAGUUCAGGUUGUCCGAGGACACUACAAAGGUCAGCAGAUUGGCAAAGUGGUCCAGGUGUACAGGAAGAAAUAUGUCAUCUACAUUGAACGAGUACAGCGAGAAAAGGCUAAUGGCACAACUGUCCAUGUGGGCAUCCACCCCAGCAAGGUGGUGAUCACCUGGCUAAAGCUGGACAAAGACCGCAAGAAGAUCCUGGAAAGGAAAGCCAAGUCUCGACAAUAGGAAAGGAGAAGGACA
Messenger RNA from Phodopus roborovskii (desert hamster), 437 nucleotides. Its product is annotated as 60S ribosomal protein L26-like. The record is from RefSeq and is a predicted model, not a curated record. The transcript has a single exon. Bases 39 to 422 code for a protein of 127 amino acids. Gene Ontology annotation, molecular function: RNA binding; structural constituent of ribosome. Lineage: Eukaryota; Metazoa; Chordata; Mammalia; Rodentia; Cricetidae. Gene Ontology annotation, biological process: cytoplasmic translation; ribosomal large subunit biogenesis. Gene Ontology annotation, cellular component: cytosolic large ribosomal subunit; ribosome.